AUGUCAAACGUACUGGAUAUUACCCCAGCACUAAAAACAGAAUGGACUGCCUUGAUCCAAGUUUUAGAAGUUGGGCACAUACAAGAAAACAUAGGCAGAGAAGAACUAAGACAUCUUCUAUUUACAGACUGCAAGGGGACAAAGGUGUUGGCUAUCAUCUACGGCUACCAUCUCCCACUUUUCAAGCAUACUUUCAAACCGUACAAACGGUACUACAUAUCAAAUGCAGUCAUAAUAAAAGUUCAAACACAAUUUGUUAUCAGCUCCUAUAAAUAUUCGUGGUCACUCAACAAUCGGACUCUCGUUCAACCAUAUCCUGAGCUUAAACCCCCUGUAUUGCCAUGUCACUUUCAGUUUACCCCUUUCACCCAAUUGCACAGACAUGCUGAAACUGACAAUUACCAAAACAUAAGGGGUGUCGUCAUCAAAUGCUUUCCAAGUGAACAAUUACAUGACGGAUCAGAGCUAUCAUCAAAAAGAGACAUCAUCAUCGUCAACGAAGAGAGAAUACUUCUUCUACUUACGUUAUGGAAUUCCUUUGAUGACAAUGAAGGGUAUGCUCUACAGAAAAUGACUACUACACCACCAAUGAUAUUUGGAAUGAGAUUGAAAGUGAUCACUUCCAACGGUCUGUCACUUACCACAACAAUGGGUUCUGCAAUCAUGAUUAAUCCACCAGCGGCGAAAGAUCUACAUUUAGAUAAUUGGUACAAUGAAAAUGAAGGAGAACUGGAACAGUUACUUAACAGAAAAACUUACAAUGAAAGUGAUCUUUUAUUCCCCAUUCCACAAAAAAAUGACACAGUUCCUAUCGCAACAGCAAUUGAAAGCCUAAAAAGUGUAAGUAAUUACAACUACAAAAUGACUUAA
Lactuca sativa (garden lettuce) is the source of this 870-nucleotide messenger RNA. Its product is annotated as replication protein A 70 kDa DNA-binding subunit B. The record is from RefSeq and is a predicted model, not a curated record. NCBI's taxonomy places the organism in Eukaryota, Viridiplantae, Streptophyta, Magnoliopsida, Asterales, Asteraceae.